Messenger RNA from Drosophila nasuta, 3013 nucleotides. RefSeq names its product translocation protein Sec63 (gene Sec63). The record is from RefSeq and is a predicted model, not a curated record. Gene Ontology annotation, molecular function: RNA binding; transmembrane protein transporter activity. NCBI's taxonomy places the organism in Eukaryota, Metazoa, Arthropoda, Insecta, Diptera, Drosophilidae. Gene Ontology annotation, biological process: post-translational protein targeting to endoplasmic reticulum membrane; SRP-dependent cotranslational protein targeting to membrane. Gene Ontology annotation, cellular component: Sec62/Sec63 complex. The coding region runs from base 361 to 2643 and encodes 760 amino acids. The transcript has 4 exons.
GUCACACUGUACAGACGUGUCAUUUGACGAGGAGUGUAAAUACAUAAGUUUUUUAAAUACACGGCGUUAAAUUCUUAUAAUUGAUCGCUGUGUACCAAACGAUUACACUUCGUCAACGGCAAUCUGCAAGUGAACUUUGCACGAUUUGUUCAUCAAUUAAACCCAACGCGCGCAGUUCACAAACUGCCAGCGUGCCAAACAUCAGCUGGGUUCAGCCGACUUUUUUUUGGGCAAAAAAAAAAAAACGACCACACCAAACCAACAAAAAAGUCCAAUAAACCAACCACUCGACGACGCGCUGUCUUUGUAAAUAAUUAGAGAAAAAGGAGCGGAGCCGGUUUUGCGGAAGCAACAACUGCAAUGGCGGGUCAAAAGUUUCAAUAUGAUGAAAGUGGCGGAACAUUCUAUUAUUUUGUGUUAUCAUUCUUGGCUUUGGUAUUGAUACCAACGACGAUUUAUUAUUGGCCACGUAAAAAGAAAGAAGACCCCAGCAAGCGGAAGGAAGAGUGCCAAUGUCCCGACUGUGUGAAAAAGAAUUUCAUUCUGGCCAAUGCGGAGCCAUAUCGUCUGCUCAAAUCGGUGGCCAUUAAAGUGACCAUUGUGCUUGGUUGGGCGUUGCUUCUCUUUCUCACCUAUCGCGUCUCACAAUUCGACUAUGAGAUGGCAAGCUUUGAUCCCUUUGAGAUUUUGAAUGUGCCACCAACGGCGACACAGGCAGAAAUCAAGAAGGCCUACUACCGACUGUCCAAGGUGUUGCAUCCUGACAAGGAGACAGGUGACGAAAAAUCCUUCAUGAUGCUGAGCAAAGCGUAUCAGGCGCUUACCGACGAUGUGGCCAAGGAGAACUAUGAGAAAUAUGGCAAUCCCGAUGGACCAGGUGCCAUGUCCUUUGGCAUUGCGCUGCCCUCUUGGAUUGUGGAGAAGGAAAACAGUGUAUGGGUGCUGGGACUCUAUGGAUUGGUCUUUAUGGUGGCCAUGCCCUCGGCCGUGGGUGUCUGGUGGUAUCGCUCCAUACGUUUCAGUGGCGACAAAGUCUUGCUGGACACGACGCAGAUGUAUUUCUAUUUCAUCCACAAAACGCCGCAUAUGCUGCUCAAGCGUGCUCUCAUGGUGCUGGCGGCAAGUCUGGAAUUUGAUAAGCGCCACAAUUCGCAGGUCAUCGAGCGGCAGUCGGAUAACGAUGAAGUGCCUGCGCUCAUUCGGCAGCUACCCAAUCUGAAUGAAAAGUGCAAGGAACAUCCCUUGUGUCGCAUGUACUCGAUCAAGGCACGUGCCAUUCUCCAUGCGCAUCUCUCUCGCAUUCCCCUCAACGCUGAGACACUGGAACGCGAUCGUCAGUUCAUAGUGAAGAAGUGUCCGUAUUUGGUGCAGGAGAUGGUCAGCUGUGUGCAUCAGCUGGUGAUGAUGGCCUAUGCAAGACGUGUGCCUCGCCUGCCCAGCAUCGAGACAAUCGAGAACUGCAUGAAGAUGUCUCCAAUGAUCAUUCAGGGACUGUGGGAAUUCAAGUCGCCGCUACUGCAGUUGCCCCAUCUGACCGAAGAUCAUUUAUACUUUAUGAACAAGAAACGUCAUGUGAAGAAUCUGCAACAGUUUGCUCAACUGAAGCCAGAGGAGAGUCGCAUGCUGUUGAAGAAUCUGUCGGACUUUGAGUACGAGAACAUUAUGCGUGUGCUGGGCAAGAUGCCGUUGAUUGAUUUCUCCAUACGCUGCGAGGUAAUUGACGAUGAGAACACCAAUGUGGUGACAGCUGGUGCCAUUGUCACCGUGACCGUGACAUUGGAGCGGAAGGAUAUGCGUUCGUUGUUCGGCGACACGAAAGCGCCCGAAAAGCAAGGCAUCAACGAUGAACCCAACGAAGAGGCUGAGGAUGAGGAGGGCGCUGGCGCAGCUGCUGCUACCGCUGUGCCCGCUAAGAAGGCUUCGGCCUGGGCUAAGCCACGCAAGGGCAAAGGAGGCAAGGGCGGCAAGAAGCCCGUGAACAAUCAGAAGAAGAAGGCGGCACCACCCAUGCCGGCAGCUCCAGCUGCAGCAGCUGCGUCGACUGCGGCGGCAUCCACAACGGAUGAUCAAACGGCAGCCAACUCGGAGGCGGAAUCGGAUGCCGGCGAGCACAGCGAUGUGGAAUCUGUGGCGGGAUCAGGCAGUGAGGAUGAUGACAAGCAGGGCAGGAACAAUUCCUCGCUUGAUGAUGAUGACGAUGAGGAAUGGGAACGUCUGCAGGCGAAGCUCAAUAAGCGCGAACGUCUUGAGGGCAAGUCGCGCAUGUCGCAUGCGGUGCAUUGUCCCUACUUCCCCGAGGAGAAGCAGGAAUAUUGGUGGACAUACAUCUGCGAUCGCAAGUCGCGCACCUUGCUCACAGCGCCGUAUCAUGUGACAAAUCUGGUCGAGAAAGAGGAGAUACAGCUGAAGUUUACGGCGCCGCGUUGGCCCGGCGUUUACACCUUUACGGUCUGCCUGCGAUCGGAUUCGUAUCUGGGCAUGGAUCAGCAGCAAGAGCUUAAAUUGGAUGUGCAGAAGGCGCCCGCACCACCGACAGAUCAUCCACAAUGGGAUCUCAGCGAAUCGGAGCCGGAGCACAAUGAUCAACAGGAGAAUCUGAGCGAUUACACAACGGACUCCUCAGAUGAGGAGGAUAGCGGUUAGAUAGCGCCCCAAACUCCCCAGAAGAAUGCGUCUCAUGACAAGCGCAUCUAAAACCUCUUUUUCCCCAGCGAGUGAAUGUUCUACCCGUCUCCUAACAAGAAAAAAAACAACUUGGAUUUUGUUUUUUUAUUCUUUUUAGUAAAUGAUUUUGAGUUGCGAAAUAAUGAGGUUCGCACAGUCUCUUUUUUAACUAGUUUUUGUAACAUGGAUAAAGUUAAAAGAUAAUGGAUAAUAGAGCCCGAAACUAGAGCGUAAAUAAAUAAGUCAAGGAAUAUAUAAACUUCAUUUUUAAAUGUCUGCGUACUAAACAUAAUUAUAAAUGUACUGUAUAUUUAAUUAUUUGGAUACAAAACAAACAAAACAAAAACAA